Triticum dicoccoides is the source of this 1850-nucleotide messenger RNA. Its product is annotated as xyloglucan galactosyltransferase KATAMARI1 homolog. The transcript has a single exon. The coding region runs from base 177 to 1724 and encodes 515 amino acids. Lineage: Eukaryota; Viridiplantae; Streptophyta; Magnoliopsida; Poales; Poaceae. Gene Ontology annotation, molecular function: glycosyltransferase activity. The record is from RefSeq and is a predicted model, not a curated record.
GAGCUGUGAGCUCUCAGAUAACCACGUAUGCCGGCCAGCGAUAUGCAAAUCACAUGGAUGAAUUCCCAUCUCGAGACUCCCCGCGCUUAAGUUAGUCAGAGUGGACUCCGAGACCUCAACUCCGUCGGGGACACGUACGAGAGCCAGCGUGUGCGUGCGUGACUCGUGGGGUGACCAUGGAGAAGACGACGGCCGCGCACGGCGGGGGCGCCCGCUGGCUGCCUCGCCUCGUCCUGCUCGCCAUCCUGUCCGCCACGCCGUGGCUCCUCAUCGUCUACUGCCACCGCGCGGCGCCCGUCAGGGCGCCGCGCCAGUCGCUCGUCACCGCCGCCCCCGCGUCCGGCCGCGAGGACGGCGCCCAGCCGCGCUUCCCAUCCGUCCAGGAGCAGCAGGUCAAGAAGCUCCUGAUCGCCUCCGCGGCCGGGGGCGAGGUGCGCCGGAGCAGUGACGUUGGCGUCGCUGGGGAGGACGCGUGCCGCGGGCGGUACCUGUACGUCCAUGACCUGCCCCCGCGGUUCAACGCCGACGUCCUCGCCGACUGCAAGCAUUGGUACCCGUGGAUCGACAUGUGCCAGUACCUCGUCAACGGCGGCCUCGGCGAGCCCCUGGACAACGCGGACGGCGUGUUCGCCGACGAGGGCUGGUACGCCACCGACCACUUCGGCCUCGACGUCAUCUUCCACGCCCGCGUCCGGCAGUACGAGUGCCUCACCGACAACUCAUCCCGCGCCGCCGCCGUCUUCGUGCCGUUCUACGCUGGGUUUGACGUCGUGCGGAACCUGUGGAGCAACAACGCCACGGACAAGGACGCCGCGGCGGUCGAGCUCGUCGACUGGCUGACGCGGCGGCCCGAGUGGCGCGCCAUGGGCGGGCGCGACCACUUCUUCAUGUCCGGGAGGACGGCGUGGGACCACCAGCGGCAGACGGACAGCGACUCGGAGUGGGGAAACAAGCUGCUCCGUUUACCGGCGGUGUGGAACAUGACGGUGCUGUUCGUCGAGAAGGUGCCGUGGACGGACUUCGACUUCGCCGUGCCGUACCCGACCUACUUCCACCCGGCGAAGGACGCGGACGUCCUCCAGUGGCAGCAGCGGAUGCGAGGCAUGAAGCGGGAGUUCCUCUUCUCCUUCGCCGGCGGCGAGCGUCCCGGCGAUCCGAACUCCAUCCGGCACCACCUCAUCCGGGAGUGCGGCGCCUCCAGCUUCUGCAACCUGGUGCAGUGCCGGAAGAGCGAGAAGAACUGCCUCGUGCCCAGCACCUUCAUGCGCGUCUUCCAAGGGGCGCGCUUCUGCCUGCAACCACCGGGCGACACGUACACACGGCGGUCGGCGUUCGACGCCAUCCUCGCCGGCUGCGUGCCGGUGUUCUUCCACCCGGACUCCGCGUAUAGGCAGUACAGGUGGCACCUCCCCGACGACCGCGACUCUUACUCCGUGUUCAUCUCCGAGGAGGACGUGCGCAGCGGCAACGCCAGCAGCGUCGAGGAGACGCUCCGGCGGAUCCCGCAGGAGGUGGCGGAGCGGAUGACGGAGACGGUGAUCGGGCUGAUACCACGGCUGGUGUACGCGGACCCGAGGUCGAAGCUGGAGACGCUCAGGGACGCCGUGGAUGUCACGUUGGAGGCGGUCAUCGACAGGGUCAGCGAGCUUAGGAAGGAGAUGGGUCAUGGCGAUCUGACGCAAACGGGGACGAAGGUUUCUAGCAAAGUCAAGGCAGAUAAUUAGGGAGGAUAAUCGAUGGUGCAACGCAGCGAUGCAUUGUGACAGAACAUGUUGAGCUUGUUUGUACUAAAAGUCUACUCCCUCCGUUCCUAAAUAUUUGUCUUUCUAGAGAUUUCAACAAGUGACUAC